AUGCCAGCCUAUCACUCAGCCUACAAUGAGGACACAGACUCGCGCGUCAUCGGGAGCAUGAGCCUCCUCCCAUUUAGAAGCAAGAUUCGUGGACCGGCAGGGACGCCUGUCGACCCAAAUGCAAUGGACAUCAUCGAUGAGUCCAUCGACCUCUUCCGUGCCAAUUCACUCUUCCGCAAUUUCGAGAUCAAGGGGCCGGCUGAUAGGACACUCAUCUACCUCAUCCUCUUCAUCUCCGACUGUUUGACCAAGAUCGCCUCAUCGCGCUCCCCGCUCCUCCUGCCGGAAGCGACCAAGCAACUCUCCACCUUGGCAGUAGACUCUUUCGCCCUGCCUGGCGACGCUGGGUUCCCCUUGAACGCCCUCUACGCCGCUCCCCGUGAUAGGAGCGAGGCAGAUGCGCUGCGUGGCUACCUCACCCAGGCUAGGCAGGAACUCGUGGGCAGGCUUAUUGAGAGAGUGUACAACUCCGGUGGGGGUGGAGCAGGGGUGGGUCAAACCCCGAGUAAGUGGUGGUUGGCUUUCACGAAGAGGAGAUUCAUGGGCAAGUCGCUGUCGUAGCGUGAGGGUAGCGUAGCUUGCAAUUACAGCGUCGAGUCCACAGCACCGGAUUUUCGUGCUUCCUCGCUGCCUUUACGCCUUCUCGCCGUCCGUCAACACGCCGCGACUCUCAUCCAUCAACGUCUCCACCUCCCACGCUCCCGCCCACCAUCUGAUCCCGCACUUGACGCCUCCCUCCUCCUUGAUGCGCUUCUCCAAUCCCCUGAACCUCCGCACAAAUGCCACGUCUUUGCCCUCUCUCAUCCUCAACAGUGGGCAGUAGUCGUUCCCCCCAUCCCCCACGUACAUGAUACGGUCGAACGCCUCAAAACCG
This is a messenger RNA of Jaminaea rosea, 874 nucleotides long. RefSeq names its product putative ARC18-subunit of the Arp2/3 complex. Gene Ontology annotation, molecular function: actin filament binding. The transcript has 3 exons. The record is from RefSeq and is a predicted model, not a curated record. The coding region runs from base 1 to 561 and encodes 186 amino acids. Gene Ontology annotation, cellular component: Arp2/3 protein complex; cytoskeleton. NCBI's taxonomy places the organism in Eukaryota, Fungi, Basidiomycota, Exobasidiomycetes, Microstromatales. Gene Ontology annotation, biological process: Arp2/3 complex-mediated actin nucleation; regulation of actin filament polymerization.